Messenger RNA from Thamnophis sirtalis, 767 nucleotides. It is a transcript of the gene IL18BP, whose product is annotated as interleukin 18 binding protein. NCBI's taxonomy places the organism in Eukaryota, Metazoa, Chordata, Lepidosauria, Squamata, Natricidae. Gene Ontology annotation, molecular function: interleukin-18 binding. The record is from RefSeq and is a predicted model, not a curated record.
AAAGCUGCCUAUAAAGCGCCGCUUCUGCCUCCGCCACAUCAGCCGCGCUGCCCGGAAGGAAGGAGCAGCCAUGGCCCCUUCAGCCCCAGACGCCCGGCCCCUCGCUGGCUGCCUGCUGUUGCUUCUGCUUCGCGUGUCCCUCUCCAUCCAAGCUCCAGCAGCAGCAAAGGAGACGCAAAUCACCUCUGACCUCCGUGUCAAGGCCGCCAUCGGGCAGAAGGUCCAGGUCCCCUGCGUGGGCACAACCACCUACCCAGAGAGCGGCAUCAUGUACUGGCUGGCAAACGGCACUUUUGUGGACCAGCUGUACCCGAACGGGACGGUGAAGGAGGAAGCCACCGAAGAGAAAGGCAGCCAGCUGACCCGGAAGCUGACCUUCUCCUCGUUGACGGCGCAGGACCUCUGCACCACCUUCGACUGCUUCAUCACUGACCCCUCCGGCGUAUUUCGGGCGACCAUCCGGUGGAGCCAUUCAAGUACGAAAGGAGCGGAGGUUAAGCUGCUCAGGAUUAGUGCGAGGACCCCCAGGCCUCCCGUGAACCCAACCAAGGAAUUCGGGAGUUAAAGUCAACAAGUCUUAAAAGUCACCAAAUUUGGAGUCUCCGGGCUUAGAAAUAUUGGGGAAUAAUUCUCAUCUUAAAAAAAGAUGAGCAAAAAUUGAUAUUCUGAAGAUUUUAAACGGAGGAUCCUCACGCACAACGCAGAACUCCUUGGCACAAAGCCCCCCCCCAGCCCAUUCCCCCAAACCCCGAUUUAUGCAUUUUUGC